Messenger RNA from Pseudoliparis swirei, 1673 nucleotides. RefSeq names its product synapse associated protein 1 (gene syap1). The record is from RefSeq and is a predicted model, not a curated record. Gene Ontology annotation, cellular component: cytoplasm; synapse. The coding region runs from base 115 to 1203 and encodes 362 amino acids. The transcript is spliced from 9 exons. Lineage: Eukaryota; Metazoa; Chordata; Actinopteri; Perciformes; Liparidae.
UGCCAGUCUAUUUCCUGGUUGCGUAGCGUCAAAACAACCCCCUCUGUUGAGACUGGAUUUUUUUUCCUUCUUCACCUGUAAAUCUCAAACGCCGUUACUUACCUUCCCACCACCAUGUUCAGGGGUUUCGGGACGUGGCUGGGCCUGGAGGACCAGGCGUACAACAAGACGUCUGGCGACAGAGAGGACCCGAGUGUGCUGGAGCAGGAGGAGAAGGUGGUGGAGGCGCAGAACGAGGUAAACAAACAGCAACCAGCUGACGAGGUCGGAGAACCGGAGGCGGACCGAGAGAAUUCCGAGCACGGGAAAGGACUCAGCGAUUACAUCUUUAGCUUCGCGUCCAGUGCCACCAAGAAGAUCUCUGAGUCUGUGGUGGAGACCGCUCAGAACAUCAAGAAGACGGUGGAGGAAGGGAAGAUCGACGGCAUCAUAGACAAGACUUUCCUCGGAGACUUUCAGAAGGAGCAAGAGAAAUUCGUCCAGGAGAAAAAAGCCAAAAAAUCUGACACAGCGGUGCCCCCCUGGGUCGGCUACAACGAGGAGGAGACCAUCCAGCAGCAGAUCCUCGCCCUGUCAGCCGACAAGAGGAACUUCUUGCGCGACCCUCCUGCCGGUGUUCAGUUCCACUUCGACAUGGAGCAGAUGUACCCGCUGGCUGCAGUGAUGCUGGAGGAGGACCUGCUCCUCAACCGCAUGCGCUUCGACCUGGUCCCUAAACGUGUGAAGGAGGAGGUUUUCUGGAGGAAUUAUUUCUACCGGGUGUCUCUGGUCAAGCAGUCGGCUCAGCUCACAGCGCUGGCGGCCCAGCAGCAGCAGCAGAAGGACGGCGUGGACAGAGCGGCCAGUGGCUCAGCCGAGGACGUCGUCCUAACAGACAAGGUCAGACCCAAAACUCCACCAGUUUCCAUCAGCGACAAACAGCAGCCACCCCAGGAGGAAGAGGAGGAGAUGUCGACGAGUCCCGGCGUGUCCGAGUUUGUGAGCGACGCUUUCGACUCAACGGGCAUCGACCAGGAGGACCUGAGGAAAGAGAUGGAGCAGCUGGUGCUGGACAAGAAGGACUCCGCCGACGAUGAGACGCCAGACUGGGAGAAGGAGCUGCAGCAGGAGCUCCAGGAGUACGAGGUGGUGGCCGAGGUGGACAACAAAGACGACCAGUGGGACCAGGAGAUCGAGAAGAUGCUUCAGGCCGACGAAAACUAGGCGGCUGCCGCUCGCUGAUCUUGCCCAGAACGGAGGACUCGGUGACCCGGUGAUACACAAGCCAUCAUGUAAAGCGCCUGUACCCCAAUGACGCUGUAGAUCCAAUAAGGACAAGACUGCAUCGCCUCUGUUGGAAACGAUGGGCGUAUCCAGACGUGUUGGUAGAAGUGACGCUGCUACAUUGCUCCUUCCGACGUUUAUCUACUUGCUUUCGCCUCCCCUCUCUCUUUUUGACUGGGGGGAAGAAAAACACAUAGAAGCUGCUAGAGGGCGCUCCAGUACAAGUACAGUGAAUUUUAUAAUUGGGGGGGGGGGGGGCUUGUUUGAAAUGACAUGAAACGUAUUAUCUUUGUUUCCUCUACUGCUCUCCGGAGGGUUGUACAGUAAAGUCUCGGUAUAGUCAUAGUACAGGAAAGUCAAAUGUAAAGUUACCGUUCUGUAAAUAAAUAAAAAAGUAUUCUAACACUCUA